Loxodonta africana (African savanna elephant) is the source of this 4535-nucleotide messenger RNA. It is a transcript of the gene GPAT2, whose product is annotated as glycerol-3-phosphate acyltransferase 2, mitochondrial. Gene Ontology annotation, molecular function: glycerol-3-phosphate O-acyltransferase activity. The coding region runs from base 1845 to 4253 and encodes 802 amino acids. The transcript has 21 exons. The record is from RefSeq and is a predicted model, not a curated record. NCBI's taxonomy places the organism in Eukaryota, Metazoa, Chordata, Mammalia, Proboscidea, Elephantidae. Gene Ontology annotation, cellular component: mitochondrial membrane. Gene Ontology annotation, biological process: glycerol-3-phosphate metabolic process; piRNA processing; fatty acid metabolic process.
GGAGCUGCAAGCAGAAACCGCUGCCGUCCGGUCAGUUCCGGCUCGUGGCGACCCUGUGGGGCAGCCUGCCCCGUCGGGUGUCCUGGGCUGUAACCUUUACAGGGCAGAUUGCCAGGUCUCUCUUCCUCAGCGUGGCUGGUGGGCUUGAAUCGCCGUCUUUUCACUUAGCAGCCGAGCCCUUAACCCCUGUGCCACCAGAGGUUCCCAUUUUGGGGGCUUGGGUGCUGGAAAGCUAUAACCCAGAACUGACCUCCCGAUUGUGUGAGCUGAGUCGACGUUGACCUAGUUGGCGGGUCAGGGUUGCCCCUCGCCCUGUCGUUUCUCUGCCCAUUUGGGGCUAGCACAGAUCUAGUGGGGUUAGAUGUCUGAGGGAAAGGUGAUCUGAGGCUGGACCACAGCCGUCAUCCUUACAGAGUGAGUACCACUCCCCAGAUUGCAGCUUCAGCUCGGGGGCCCCCUGUGCCUGCUGUCUGUUGAUGAAGCUUUGGGAACAUUUUCAAAAUAGGGAGUGUAUGUGGGAGGAGCCUCUCAGGGCCUGUACACUUCAGGUGUCCAUGACUCCCUUAUUGCUUGGUGUAAUGGUUAGUGGUUCUAGAUUGUGCUAAUUGGGGGUACCCAGAGGAAUUCUGGGAUAUGGAAGUUACAGUCAGUCAGUGAGCGCUUCCUAGGUACUUCCUGUGCAGGUUAGACUGCUGGGGCAUAAAGAGAUGGAUCAGUUGCAGCCCUGGCCGUCUGGACACUUUGAGGGAGGUGAAAUCUCAGCCUUGGAGGUGGGCGUCACAUAGCCCCUUGCCCUGCAGGCUUGGACUGGGGGAGUCAAGGAGGAGAGGGAGAACUUCGAGGGUUGUCAGAGAUAUCGCGGACUGAGAGUAAUGGGCUGGUGAGGAAAGGAGGAGCAUUUCCAGGAGGGCAUGUGCGUAGUGGGGUGGGUGUGCGGCUAACAUAAAUAAUUGGGCCAUUUUUUUUUUUUUAUGGGGUAAUUCUGCUCUGUCACACGGGGUUGCUGUGAAUCAGAACCCAUCAGGGAUAUGGAGAGAGAUCAAGGCAAGAGGGGUUGUUUAGGGCCUGAUAUCUGGGGAGUUGGUCAGUGCUAUUGUAUGAGAAAUGGAUGUUUGUUUAGAACAGUAUGUUGGGCAGAAAGUAUCUGAGGAGAUGCCAGAUGGGGUCUUCUGUGGAGAGUGCUGUGUGAGAGGCGGUGUAUUGUGGAAGUGUGUUAUCCCCAGCCAGGUGAGCACUCUGUGUGGCAUUUCUCUGUGUUCUGUUCUCCAGCUGCCCCCCAGCUAGUGCCCGGCCUGCUCCCUGUAAUAAGGGAGUGGGUGAAGGGCUGCCCUCUGGCAGGGAGGGGAAGAACAGCUGAGUCAGCCUGGGGCCACUGGUGCCGGUUCUGUCCUGCCCUAGCACUCCCGUGCCUCUUUCCUGCCAAACUCCGUGCCAUUGUCCUCUCCCUCUGCACGGGAGGGGCCUGGGUCUCAGCACUCCCCCGUUUCUGCUGGGAAGUGGCAUGGUAGGUCUUGAUGCUGGGACAGCCGAUCCCUUCAUGUUGGCCUGAGGGAGCCUCUAACCUGGACCCUGUGAGGCCUCUUGAGGACAGCUGGCUUCUUGGUGGGACUAGUAUGGAAUGGGGUGGGGCUUUGGUUUAAGCCUGUUUUCCAGCUUUUAGCCCAGGUUCUCCUCAUCACUUUCAGCUUGGGUGUUGUCUGUCUGUCUUGGGGUUAGGGGCUUGGGAAUCAGUCCAGGGACCCUGGACUAUGGCCCAGACUCCAGGCCAUCCUUCUACCUGUCCCCAGCUCAGGUCCCUGUGAAGAGAGGCAGAGGCAGCUGGUUCCCGGAUCUCCUGGGCCCUUAUGGACACCAUGUUGGAAGCCAGGCUCCAGACCCAGCAGGAUGAGGGGAGGAGACACAACGGCCAGGAGACCAGCCUGUGGUCCUCAGGCUUUGGGAUGAAGCUGGAGGCUGUCACCCCAUUCCUGGGAAAGUACCGUCCCUUUGUGGGUCGCUGCUGCCAGACCUGUACUCCUAAGAGCUGGGAAUCCCUCUUCCACAGAAGCAUAACGGAUCUAGGCUUCUGUGAUGUGAUCUUGGUGAAGGAGGAGAACACCAGGUUUCGGGGCUGGCUGGUUCGGAGGCUGUGCUAUUUUCUGUGGUCGAUGGAACAGCAUAUACCCCCCUGCCGGGAUGCCCCGCAGAAGAUCAUGGAAAGCCCUGGGAUACAGAACAUCAUCUCGGAGAGGGCCCCGGGAGGGGCUGGGGAAGGGCAGGUGCCAGGUCCUGUGAAGAAAGAGGUACAACGCAUCCUGGACCACAUCCAGGCCCCACCCUGCCCCUUGCUGCUCAGGCUCUUCAGCUGGGUGCUGCUGCGGCUCCUGAACUGCCUCUUCAUGAACGUGCAGCUCCACAAGGGUCACGUGAAGAUGGCUCACAAGGCCGCCCAGGCGGGCUCGCCGCUCGUCCUCCUCUCCACCCACAAGUCUCUCCUGGAUGGGAUCCUGCUGCCCUUCGUGCUCCUCACCCAGGGCCUGGGCCUGCUCCGUGUGGCUUGGAACCCCCACACCUGCUCCCCUGCCCUCAGAGCUCUGCUGAGGAAGCUGGGGGGGCUCUUCCUGCCUCCAGAGGCCAACCUCUCCCUGGACAGCUCUGAGGGGGUCCUUGCCAGGGCUGUGGUUCAGGCUGCCAUAGAGCAGCUGCUGGUCAGCGGGCAGCCCCUGCUUAUCUUCCUGGAGGAGCCCCCUGGGGUCCGGGGGCCACGGCUGUCAGCCCUAGGCCAGGCCUGGCUGGGAGUGGUGGUGCAAGCGGUCCAGGCAGCCAUCGUCCCAGAUGCCGUGGUGCUGCCAGUGGCUGUCACCUAUGACCUGGCUCCAGACGUACUGCCUGACGUACACCACGCUUCGACCCCGCUGGGGCUGUGGACAGGAGCCCUGGCCAUCUUGCGGAGCCUGCGCAGCUGUUGGGGCCACAGCCACCGGGCCUGUGUCCGCGUGCACCUGGCCCAGCCCUUCUCCCUGCAGGAAUACACCAACAACGCCAGAAGCUGCUGGGGCAGCAGGCAGACCCUGGAGCAGCUGCUGCAGCCCAUCGUGCUGGGCCAGUGGACCGUUGUCCCAGACACGGAGAAGGAGCAGGAGUGGACCCCGGUGACCGGGCCCCUCCUGGCCCUGAAGGAAGAGGACCAGCUCCUGGUCAGAAGGCUGAGCCGUCACGUCUUGCAUGCCAGCGUGGCGAGUUCAGCGGUGAUGAGCACGGCCAUCAUGGCGACGCUGCUGCUCUUCAGGCACCAGAAGGGCGUGUUCCUGUCUCGGCUGCUGGGCGAGUUCUCCUGGCUGACGGAGGAGACCCUGCUGCGCGGCUUCGACGUGGGCUUCUCGGGGCAGCUCCGGUGCCUCGUGCAGCACGCGCUGAGCCUGCUGCGGGCACACGUGGUCCUGCUGCGCGUCCGCCAGGGGGACUUGGUGGUGGUGCCGCGGCCGGGCCCAGGCCUGGCGCACCUAGCGCGCCGGAGCGCCGAGCUGCUGCCUGCCUUCCUGAGCGAGGCCGUGGGCGCCUGUGCUGUGCGGGGGCUGCUGGCAGCCAGAGCGGCACCCGAGGGGCGUGGGGAGCUGCAGGGCGCGGAGCUGCUGAGCCAGAGCGAGCUGUACCGCCAGGUCCUGCUGCUGCUGCACCUGCUGCCUCAGGACCUGUUGCUUCUGCAGCCCUGCCAGUCUUCCUACUGCUACGGCCAGGAGGUGCUGGACCGGCUCAUCCAGUGUGGCCUGCUGGUUGCUGAGGAGACCCCAGGGUCCCGGCUGGCCUGUGACACAGGGCGACGUUUGAGUGCAAAGCUGCUGUGGAAACCAACCGGGGACUUCACUGAUAGUGACAGCGAUGACUUUGAGGAGGCCGAGGGCCGGUACUUCAGGCUCAGCCAGCAGUCACGCUGCCCUGACUUCUUCCUCUUCCUCUGCCGCCUGCUCAGCCCACUGCUCAGGGCCUUUGCACAAGCUGCCACCUUUCUCUGCCAGGGGCAGCUUCCCGAUACAGAGGCGGGCUACACAGAGCAGCUGUUCCAGUUCUUAGAGGUCAGCGCCCAGGAGGAAGGGUUCUUUGAGUGUGUGGACCCAAAACUUGCUGCCAGUGCUGUCUGGACCUUCAGAGACUUAGGGGUGCUGCAGGAGAUGCCAAGCCCUGCAGGCCCUGUACUCCACCUGUCACCGACAUUCGCCAGCCGAGACAGUCAGGAAAAGCUGGAGCGGUUCAUCCGGCAGUUCAUCUGUAGCUAGGACACGGGCAGCGCCCAAGCUGAGACUGCUCAGCCCAGAACAUAGCUGUGUCCAGAGCCAGAAGACGGAGAAGCGCCUGGCAGAUACUAAGCUGGACUGUCAGAUCUUUGGGCUUCGUCCUUUGCUUCUUGCUUUCUCCAUCCUUUGGCAUGAUAAACGGGGACUGGAUGACUCCUUUUCCCCAGCCCAGCAGCAUCUUUUUGGUGUAUCUGUGUCUGCUCUUUAUUUCCCCAGCCCUGUGAGAACGCCCUAGCUCACUCCUUGAAACAAAUGCUAAGACAG